AGGAUAUAAACAAUGCCUCAUAUUCGCCUAACAAAUGCAUUUCAAAGGCGAUGGGCAUAUGUUCCAAACAAUACAAAUCCCUUCAAAGAAAAGAACCUCCUAAGCGUUGAAGGGCUUUCUCCAAACGAAUCUAUUUAUUAUUUAUUAUUUAUUUUUUAAAACACAUAAAUUCUGAUUUUAACUCGCAAACACCUGUCUGUACCAUUCUCUACCUUCAUUUGCCUUAACCUCCCAUGUCUGGUUCUUCUAUAGAAAACACAACUCAGAUAUAAUCUGUGUUCUUUCGAUUCGAUCUUUGUCUACUGGGUUUGGUGCCAUGGCUUGUGUUGCAGAAUACCCAUUACAUAUUGCAGAUGAACGCCCCAGAAAACGUAGAAAGUUAACUUCACUGUGGGAUGUUCUUCCUUUCAAUAAUCAGGCCCAGCAAACACUAGUAUUUAGUGGGCAAGGUGUAUUGGCCCAUAAAACUGCAUCCCCUCCAUGGCGUGACGAUGACAAAGAUGGGCAUUACAUGUUUGAACUUGGAGAUAAUUUAACGCCUCGCUACAAGAUACUCAGCAAAAUGGGGGAAGGGACUUUUGGUCAAGUGGUGGAAUGUUGGGAUCGACAAGCAAGAGAAUUUGUAGCUGUCAAGAUUGUCCGUGGGUUGCAAAAAUACAGAGAAGCCGCAAUGAUUGAAGUUGAUGUGCUUGGUGAGGUUGGCAGGAGCGAUAAAAAGGGCACCCGUUGUGUGCAGAUGCGGAACUGGUUUGAUUACCGGAAUCACAUUUGUAUUGUCUUUGAGAAGCUUGGACCGAGCUUAUACGAUUUUCUACGCAAAAACAAUUAUUGCCCGUUUCCCAUUGAUCUAGUACGGGAGAUCGGAAGACAACUUUUGGAAUCUGUAGCAUAUAUGCACGAACUGCAUCUAAUUCAUACUGAUCUGAAACCAGAAAAUGUUCUUUUUGUGUCCUCAGAAUAUGUUAAGUUGCCUUUACAAGAUAAAGAAGGCAUGAGGUUGCCAAAGUCCAGUGCAAUUAAACUGAUUGAUUUUGGAAGUACUACAUUUGAAAAUCAAAAUCAUAGCUCUGUUGUAUCGACAAGACACUAUCGAGCUCCCGAAGUUAUUCUCGGUCUUGGAUGGAGCUAUCCUUGUGAUAUUUGGAGUGUUGGAUGCAUACUAGUGGAACUGUGCACGGGAGAAACCCUUUUUCAAACACAUGAAAACCUAGAGCAUCUUGCUAUGAUGGAAAGAGUCUUUGGGCCAUUGCCUCAACAUAUGAUCAAGAACGGAGAUCGAAAAUCUGUAAAAUAUUUUAGACAUGGAUCAAGAUUGGAUUGGCCUGAAGGAGCAGCAUCAAGAGAGAGUAUCAGAGCAGUUAGGAGGUUGCUGCAAUUUAAGAAUUUAAUACUGGCACAUGUAGACCACUCUGCUGGUGCUUUUAUAGAUUUGUUGCAAGGUCUUCUCAGAUAUGAACCCUCACAACGAUUUGAAGCUCGUGAAGCAUUAAGCCAUCCAUUUUUUCGGGAAGGGCCCAGAAGAUUCUAGUUAAAUUUACAAUAAAAGUCACUAGUCUUAUUUGGGCUAAUUUUAUACCGAAAUCUGUUACCGAGGUGCAAAUCCAUAAAUCCACUCGAUAAUAUCUAUCGAAUUGUUUUGCUAUGAGAUGGCACUGUGUGUUUGUUAGGCAGUGUUAACAUUGCUGGUUGAUGUACUAUCACAAAAGUUGUAUAUGGUAUGUGCAGAAGUUUGACAAUUUUCAGAUUUAUAAUCUUAUACGUUAGGGCCAAAGUUGGCUUCAAUUUUUAAGA
Molecule: messenger RNA, 1791 nt
Organism: Cryptomeria japonica (Japanese cedar)
Lineage: Eukaryota; Viridiplantae; Streptophyta; Pinopsida; Cupressales; Cupressaceae
Product: serine/threonine-protein kinase AFC1
Exons: 12
Coding region: 317-1528 (403 amino acids)
Biological process (GO): protein phosphorylation
Cellular component (GO): nucleus
Molecular function (GO): protein kinase activity; ATP binding
Source: RefSeq, a predicted model, not a curated record